CCUGAGUAUCCUGUUAUGCAGGAACUGAUAGCCUGUUUGAACAAGGUAAUCCAAAUUCCAGACAAUAAAAACGAUAUCUGGCAAGCAGCAGACAAUAACAGUUGCUUCUGUGUUUUUACCAUCACUAUGUUCUCGAUUUUAUGGCUUUGCGUAUGUAUGACAUGUUUCAUGUCCACGAGUGCGAGUACUUCACGCCAAAAACCACAACCAAGCAUUCCCAAAGAUAAUACAAAGACAAAUCUCAAAUUGGGAAACAAAGAUUGUGUUCUCGUGAUCGACGAGGCCGAGGUUGCCGAGAUCAGACGACUGUUAACAAUGGACCACGUAAACAUGAUCGAUCUUCGGGUCUUUUCUGCACCCAAUUUCAACGAACCAUUGUUUCCGAAUUUGCAAAUAACUUUUGUAAAUGGCGAUGGUCGAGUGAUUAUAUCAUGGCUUGAUAUAAAAUACUUGAUUAUUACUUGGACUUUGAGCGCUGGUCGUACGCGUUAUGACUUACAUGUCAGAGAAAGUCGUACAGGAUGCAUACAAACAAUGGAAAAUAGGAGGGAUUUUGUCUCGGCAAGUCUAUUAAAACGAUUCAUUGGCAGUACGUCACGGACAGAUUGUGAGGUUUGUUAUGUCGAAGGAAAAGUCAACCAGUUGCCUAAUACCCGUACGUGCUGUAAGAUGACGGAAAACGACCAAUCUAAAUAUGAAUGUGACGUAGAUAAAUACAGAAAUGACGUUUUAAAUCUCGUUUUCUUUCCUAACAUCCCUGUCUACAUUACUCUUAUGGGCUUUGUUUUUGUUGUUAUUUUCUGUUGCCCUUUCUUCGUGCAAACUUCACUGACACAUCAAAACAAUAACACAUAUUACUAUCUGACAGAAAGCACCAUGUCAAUACCUUGCAUUGUUCGAUAUAUUGUCAGCGAAGACCAUGGAAAAGCUAUAUCUAAAAUCCGCAGGUUCGUGUUUGUGAUUCUUACCUCCAUUUUGUAUACUUUGCAUUUUUGGCAGCAUUUAGAAGGUAGGCAAAUCUAUUUGAACUACUUUUUCAUCUACUGGGUGAUCUUUUUUCCAUUUACCAAACUGUUAAAUGGCGUUGUUCUGUCUGAAGAUGACCAGCGUCUGCAUAUACUGAAGGGAACACCAUUCAUUUGUCUUUCGAAAUUCAUGUCACUGUACUUACAAUAUGACAUUCGCGGUUUACACUCGAGUCGUAUUACUGAUUUACACUCGCCUCAUAAUACUAAUUUACUGUUAUUGAUUUCUCUUCCAUUUAAUAUCAAAAAGUGGUAUGAAACAAUUAAGAAGUUGUACUGCGUGUUAGACAAGGUAGUCAUCUCGGGAUUGUCAAGAAAUUACAAUUGUAAUAGUGUGCCAAAAUAUGCGGUGUUGUGGUUGUUUACCACUUUUGUUUGUCUGGUUUAUAUCCCUGUUGUGUUUGUCAUGCUAAUCAUUCUAAUAAUUACUACCAUUUGCGCUUAUAUGCAUAAAAAGUUUAAAAUUGUCGUUCAUUCAGAUUCCAAACAAGCUACACGCAGUGCUCAAUCACGUUAUCAGACGCUUCGACACAUGCAUGAGGCACUCAUCUUGAUUCUCUCAAUAUUUUUCUUUGGCGUAAUAUUUCUAUUCUCUUGGAUUCCUCUUUAUCUGGGUUUGUUUGCAAAUCUAAUAUAUUUCAUCCCAUAUAUCACUGUUGUCUCGGUAUCCACUUUCUACUCCCUGCAGUUUUGGAAGUCAAUGGACAGUAAAUAUUUCGCACUAAAAAUGUUCAUCUACGAAGAAUAUCGAGAGAGAACGAGCGAAAACAACGAUGAUUUAGGCAUCCAAAGCAGCAGUCAAAAGGAAAGUGGGGAGAUUGUACCUGUACUCCCAAGAGAACUUUAUCACAAAAUUCGAGAACGACUUUUACCAUACCAUACGAACCUUUGGUUUCACGGACUUCAGGUAUUCGCUGCGCUCUAUUUUUUAGGCUUUUUUGUUUAUAUGAUUAUGAUGCUCCAAAGAAGUCAUGCUACUUCAUCUGUGAAAGUUAUAACAACCAUGAGUGUCAGUGUUUUGCCAUAUAUUUACAAUUCUGUGGUUUUGAAAUCGAGCGAAGAACAGAAAAGGGCAGGGGAUGAAAGGCUGAAAAUAAACGUAAAGCGUGUGGUGGAUGAACUUAUUGCUGAAGAUCCCGAACUUGCUACAACAGUUUUGACAAUACGACCGUACAAAAAUGAAACAACUGGUGUUCAAAGAUCAGAUAAUGAGGAUUCAACUGAACAUGAUGAAACCAGUGUUUGUAUUGUUACUGAACCUAGAGAUAGCAUUCAAUACGAAACAUCAAUGUGAACGAUUCAGAAUCUAUCAAACCUAGACCUAGGGCCUUUACUCGUCAGGUCGCAUUUGACUUCCAGGUUAAUCGACUUUAAUGACGUCACGAGGCGAACAAUCGCCUCCUAGGGUCCAGCCUUCUCAUGUCAAAGAGAUCUAUGCAAAAAGUUGCAUCCCUACCUACAGUACCAACGAAAGCUCGUUCAUGUAAAUAGAAGGCCCUAGGUCUAGGGCACUCUAGGCUUCUAUAGACAGAUCUAUUAUUAAAUAAUAGUACUGUACCAUAAAACUGAGUUCUCGCCGAAAAGCCGUUUUCUUAUUUACGAUAAGCGAAAUUCUUUGUUGAAUGUGAUUUACUGUCGUUCCAAUUGAAGUGUUCCUCAAAUUGAUUCAAUACAUUACCUCGGGCUGACCAAUUCAUUUCAUCAAGUUCCUCGAGAUAUUCAUACACUUCCUAGUAUAAUUGUAAACUUCCUGUUGAAUAGUUUGAAUGCACCAAUCACCUUUGUUGUUUGUGCAACUAACCAAUCAUAAAUAGAAAGGAAGUGACCAGAAAUGAUCAAAUACUUCGAAUUGGCUCUUUCACAGGAAGUGUAUGAAUAUCUCGAGGAACUUGAUGAAAUGAAUUGGUCAGCCCGAGGUAAUGUAUUGAAUCAAUAUUUGAGGAACACUUCAAUUGGAACGACAGUAGUAAUGUUUUUUUUUCUGUGUUGGUGUAAUGUACUCAGGUGAAUAUGAUAUUUGUGGUGUUACUCUGAGUGUAUAUCCACACCGGGCGAGCUUGAAAAAUAUGCCCGGCCACGGUGGGAUUCAAACCUACGACCUUUGGAAUGCUAGCCGAAUGUUCUUCCAACUGAGCUACGCGGUGAGGACGGUUCGAGUAAGUGAUAUUUCGGAACAGAAUCUAGUUCCUUCGAUACCAAUGUAUUCUAGUAAUAUGAAUUUUUUUUCUGUGUUGGUGUAAUGUACUCAGGUGAAUAUGAUAUUUGUGGUGUUACUCUGAAUGUAUAUCCACACCGGGCGAGCUGUUGUUGCAAUGCUGCUAAUAUAUACGGCAUAAAUGAGUAAUAAUUAAUGUUCAAUAAAUAAAUUAGUGUUAUUAAUUGAAAUGUUAAUUGGCUGAUUAAUUGAUUGUUAUUAAAUGAUUGUCAUUAA
Molecule: messenger RNA, 3456 nt
Organism: Paramuricea clavata
Lineage: Eukaryota; Metazoa; Cnidaria; Anthozoa; Malacalcyonacea; Plexauridae
Source: the annotation of a GenBank genome assembly